Messenger RNA from Carassius gibelio (silver crucian carp), 3305 nucleotides. RefSeq names its product transforming growth factor beta activator LRRC32-like. Gene Ontology annotation, molecular function: protein binding. The transcript is spliced from 3 exons. NCBI's taxonomy places the organism in Eukaryota, Metazoa, Chordata, Actinopteri, Cypriniformes, Cyprinidae. Bases 175 to 2175 code for a protein of 666 amino acids. The record is from RefSeq and is a predicted model, not a curated record.
AAACAAGAGAGUAUUUGCAGGAUAUUCUCACAGCAGGAUGUGUAGCGGAGCGGAGAGAGACGGAGAGACCAGCAUGAGACGGUCAGCAGCGGACGACAGCACCGGAGCAGCACACUACUGAGGUGACACACCUCAAACACACCUGCGCUUCACUGCGACCGCACUCUCAACAUCAUGGGGACGCGUCUCUGGAUCCUGAUGCUCGUGGUGCACCAGGUCUCUCCGUACAGACACCGAGCCGAAGCUGCGCUCUGUCAAGUGGUCCAGGAGGAUGUCGACUGCAGCGGUCUGAACCUCAGACGGAUCCCGGUGCGACUGCCGUCCUCUAUCCACCUCCUCGAUCUGUCUCGAAACCUCCUGCAGAACCUCACGGACCGGGAUCUUCCUGAUCUCUCCACCGUCCAGCAUCUGAACCUCCACGCCAACAAGAUCCAGUUCAUCCAGCCGGGGCUGUUCCGAGACACCAGGCGUCUGGAGGUGCUGGAUCUAUCGGGAAACUCCCUGGACCUGUACGCGGCUCUGAAAACACACCUCGGGCCGCUCAGAUCAGUCCGGCAUCUGGAUCUGUCCGGAAACGGUCUGUUCACGGAUAUGAGCGACUACUUCCUGAGCGACGCCCCGGUCCUCAGCAACCUCUCUUUAGACGGGAACAGCAUUACUAAAAUCAGCAGGCACACAUUCAACGGAUCUCAGGCUCUAAGAAACAUCGACCUGCACAAUAACGUCAUCAUAGAAAUCGAGGAAGGUGCUUUCGAGUCGCUGACGGGACUCUCAGAGCUCGAUCUGUCGGUGAACUCCAUCUCGUGCAUCACAGACUUCAACCUCGUUCAGCUCAAAACUCUCAACUUGAGCAAAAACAGCCUGAACAGCUUUCAGACCGUUGAUUCGGAUCUAGAGUUCGAGCUUCAGUAUCUGGACCUGAGGGAAAAUAAAAUCCUGUAUUUCCCCGUGCUUCCCGAGAGGAACAAACUCAUGUACCUGGACCUGUCCAGAAACCUCUUGAGAAGCGUGAACUGCUCCGGUCCGCUAGAAGAGCUGGAGAACCUGAAGGCCAGCGGGUAUCUGUCCACCCAUCACGAUAAACCCCUUUGUCUUUGUGUUAAUCAGAGACACCAGGCUUUCCCCAACUUGCUUUACUUGGACUUGAGCUACAACCAGUUCAAAUCGAUUCCGUCCUCGUUCUUCAGCAGCGUGGCUUCUCUAGAGAGCCUGAACAUCAGCAAUAACUGUCUAGAGAGCUUCAGGGUGGAUUCAGAAGGUCAUCUGAACUUGCUGAAAACCUUGGACAUCAGCUACAACAACCUGCAGAACUUGUCCUUCGGGGAAAACACUCUGGCUGCGUUGGAAGUCUUGCACCUUCAGGGAAACGCUCUGAGCACACUAGACCCCGGGAUCUUCUCAAGGCUCCCAAACAUACAGAGUCUUCACCUUCAGCAAAACCUGUUCAGCAUCUGUCCUUCUCUCAAGGGUCCCACGCACGACUGCAUCCGACUGUCCUCUAUCCCCACCCUGAGCUACCUGUACCUCUCGGAGAACAGUCUCGAAUCGGUUCCACCCGGAGCGUUUCACGGAAGCCCGCUGCUUAUUCUGGACCUGUCCCUGAAUCCCGGUGUGGAUGUCGGCACGUCGUCUCUCUCAGGUUUGGAGACGACCCUCACCCAUCUUUCUCUGAGAGGAAACCAGCUCCGAAACCUAGCCGUCGACUUCACCUUCUUUCAGAAACUCAAGUCUUUGGAUCUGUCGGUGAACCGGCUCACGGGGGUCUCUCUGUGGAGCGGAGACUCUUCGGUGGAGUCCUUGAACCUGCAGAAUAACAGUUUGGUGACGCUCACAUCCGACACGGUCUUCGCUCUGCAGAAAUCGCUCAGAACUUUAUACGUAGGCUCGAACCCGUUGAGCUGCUGUGGAAACCCGUACCUCCUCACGAUGCUCCAGCAGGACAGACUGAACGUGCCGGACAUCGCCGUCGUGACCUGCUGGUACACCAGAGACUCGGAGAGCGUGGAGAUCAGCGUGAGCGCCGUGGAGCCGGAGCACUGCGAGGCUGUGGACAGGAAGGUGUUGUGGAUCAGCGUGAUCGUGGUGCUCGCGCUCGGACUGAUGCUGGUGUCGGUGGUCGCCUUGAAACUCUGUCUCUCGAAAACACAUGGAUUCAAAAGAGGCAUUAAAGCUUGAGUCUGCAAAGAAGGAAAAGAAACCGAAGCGUUCUCACCUGACUGUGGCGAAGCAUGCAUGACAGCUAGGUUUCAGUAUGUGAUGCGUGGGUGAUAUGGAAGUUCAAUGUGAAAUCCUGAUCCCAAUCACACAUUAAUGUUCUAUUUAAACAGAAAUGCAUGCAAUAUUCACAGAAUAAACUGGUGAACAGGAGUGAGGGUCACGCGGGACGUGCUCUUGCAUUCAACACCAGCUAAAUGCAGGAACACAUCAUGAGUGAACAGCCCCUCAGACUGCACAAAUUAUCUGAAUUAGCCAAACAGAACAUGUUUUUGUGUGUGCUAAUACAGGAUAUCUUAUGCUACUACACUACACUUUCUGAUGCACGCACUUUAUUGAUUGUGAUUUGUGACCAAGAGAGUGAAAUGUUCCUGCGAUUCAGGUCAGAUUCACUGGACUAGUUCUAGAGCGAGACUCGUGAUUGCAGGAGUGUGUUUUCAAUAUCGAUGUGCCAUGUAUGUUAUGAAUUAGCCAAAGGAAUUUCGUGGGCCGUAGGAAGUGUUGGAAGACCUGCAGCAGAGCGUCUCUCAGCGUCGCUUUCCUGUUGUUGAGCUCAGUUUCCUCUCUACAUUGCAUUCGCGGUGAUGAUUUAUUCAUUCAGUCUCUCUCAGUGACACUGAACUGUGUUUGACCGGUGAUACGGUUCAGCUCCGAACACACACAUGAACACACACCGCCUGCGAUGUUUGUUUGGUCUUUUUAGAAAUAUUUCCAGCCUGGAGCUGAAAUAAGUUUGACCCUGGAGUCUAUAUCAGGCGCGGAUAAAGAUAGACAGAUAAUCCCUGUUGAGGGAAGCGCACAUCAUCACCGCAGAUAUUAAUAGAGGUUUGUUUCACAGCUGUUGACGUGCUCAUGACAGCAGCUUCCUCCUGUCCAUCUGAUUCAUGGCCACGCCUCCUUCUGCUUUCCAGUUACACAUGACAAAACCCACAGAAGCCUCACACACACACACACACACACGUCAUGUAUGAGCAUCCACUACGCACCAGCACUAUAUGAAGGAACUAUUAACACAAUGUUUGUAUAAUGAACUACUGUGUAAAUCUAUUUAUGAAGUAUUUUCCUAAAUAAAAGAUUUCUGUUACGUGUCA